AAGACAUCUUCCAUAUUAUUCUCCUCAUUAUCCAACGAAAAAUAAUACUGUAAUAAUCUAAUUAAAUUCCACGCAAAAAAAAAAAAUGGGGGAGAUAAGAGAGGAUAUAGUGAUUGUGGGAGCUGGUAUUUCUGGUCUCGCUACUGCCCUCGGACUUCACAGGGAGGGGUUAAGGAGCUUAGUGUUGGAAUCAUCAGAGUGCUUAAGGAACACUGGCUUUGCCCUUUCUUUAUGGACCAAUGCGUGGAGGGCCCUCGACGCUCUCGGCAUUGGAGAUCAUCUCAGACAACACUCUCUUCAAAACAACGAAAAGAUAUGUGACGCGGGGAGUGUUACUUUGAGUUGUGCAUGCUACUGCGUGUACUUUGUUUCGAGUAGAGGUAAGGUCUGCCUACAAACACCUUCACAUACCCUACUUUUGGGGGAAUUUUAGUAUAUUUGUUGUUGUUUUUGUUGUUGUUGAUUAACUUAAAUAUGAACAAACACUGUUGAUUUAUUGAUCUGCGAGCAGGUUUCAAGUUUUUUCUGCAGAUUCUGGCCUUCCUACUGCUGCUGUUCCGCUGCAGCUACACAAGAACCGGAGUUUCGAAAGUCGGUGCUUGAGAAGGAAAUUGUUGCUGGAGACAUUGAACAAAGAACUGCCCCAAGGAACCAUAAGGUACUCUUCAAAGGUUGUUAUGAUUGAAGAAUCUGGACCGUUCAAAUUGGUUCAUCUCUCUGACGGAUCCGUUAUCAAAACAAAGGUGUUAAUUGGGUGUGAUGGGGUGAACUCAAUUGUUUCCAAGUGGUUGGGACUACAGUGUGUGGUUGAUUCCAAGAGGUCUGCGAUCAGAGGAUUCGUUGAGUAUCCCGAGACGCACGGGUACGAACCAAAAUUCUACGCCUUUUUCGGAGGGGGUGUCCGCUUUGGUUUCCUUCCUUGUGAUGAGAAGGGCUUGUAUUGGUUUUGCACUUAUAACCAAUCCUCCAUUUCCCAUUGUAAGCAAACUAAACUAAAUUGCUUCUGUCAAGGAACCAACUCAACCAAAAGCUUAAGGUUGUGGGUUGUGGCCCAGGAAAUGUUUUUUAUAUUCUAACACGUCCCCUCACGUGCAAGCGUAAUCUUUUUUUGAGCUUCGCACGUGAAACCUUAAUUUUUUAAAACUGAGUGGCGCUGAGUUUCGAACGCGUGACUUCUUAGUCAACAAGGCUCCGAUACCAUGUCAAGGAACCAACUCAACCAAAGAGCUCAAGCUUGUGGUUGUGGCUCAGGAAAUGUUUUUUAUAUUCUAACAGCUUCCAAGAGUGUUUCUAUCAUGCACAUAAGGUGCAUCUUGGACCUUCUCACAUGUCAUAAAAGCACAAUAAAAAUACGAGCGUGUUACAGUUUUACUAUUGCAGUCGAUCAAAGGGACGAACACGAUCCGAUCAAACUGAAGGAGUUCGUCUUAAGCAAGACUAGGGACGUGUCGAAAGAGGUGACCGAUAUUCUGGAGAGGACCCCACUGGGCUUCAUCUCCAAUGCCAGGCUAAAGCUGAGACUGCCAUGGAAUGUUCUGCUGGGAGACAUUGCCCGGGGCAACGUUUGUGUGGCCGGAGAUGCCCUUCAUCCGAUGACACCCGACCUCGGGCAGGGCGGGUGCUCUGCCCUAGAAGACAGUGUUGUCCUUGCCCGGUGCCUCGGAAGGACAUUUUCGGAAAACCAAAGAGACGACAACGAUGGUGAGGUGUUCACAAGGAUUAAAGAGAGCCUUGAGAAGUACAAAAAGGAGAGGAGGUGGAGAAGCUUUGUGCUAAUCUCUACUGCUUACUUGAUGGGUUUCAUUCAAGAGAGUAAUAACAAAGUGAUUAGCUACUUGAGGGAUAAUUUCUUGGUUCAUUACACAUUGAGGAUUGCUCUGAGUAUGGCUGAUUUUGAUUGUGGGAAACUUUUACUGCCUUGAUUAAGAUUUAAGACAAGUGAUUUGUUCUCCAUUCCUCUUUAAUCCUCUGCUUUUUUUUACUUAUAAAGUUUGUGUGCUCACACUUUUCCCAGAUUUUGUACUUUCAUAAUUAAAUAUAAUGCCAGAUUUUUA
This is a messenger RNA of Cuscuta campestris, 2054 nucleotides long. The record is from the annotation of a GenBank genome assembly. Lineage: Eukaryota; Viridiplantae; Streptophyta; Magnoliopsida; Solanales; Convolvulaceae.